Molecule: messenger RNA, 375 nt
Organism: Pyricularia grisea
Lineage: Eukaryota; Fungi; Ascomycota; Sordariomycetes; Magnaporthales; Pyriculariaceae
Exons: 5
Coding region: 1-375 (124 amino acids)
Biological process (GO): response to oxidative stress
Source: RefSeq, a predicted model, not a curated record
AUGGCCAUUACUCCCACAGAGUUCGCCAAGCGGACGGCGCAAUCGGCCAAUUGGGCGGAUGCAAAGAGGAGGGUUCUGUCGUCAUACCGGGAAUGGCUUCGAGCUGCUCCAGAGAUCCAAACUAUGUACUCGGUUACGCACCCAGUUUCGACCAUUAGGACCCGGAUACGACAGGAGUUCGAGAGGCACCGAUACGUGAACAAGCUCAGCGUGGUGGACGUGCUCUUGUUCCAGAGCGGCGCAGACUACCAGGAGACCAUGAACUUUUGGCGCCAGACCACUCACAUCAUGUCGUACUUCCCGGAGGAGAACUUCAGGGGAGAGAAGAGGCUACCGAAGAGUUUCAUGGAGGGGUUCCUGGAGGGCCGCAACUAG